UGUAAACAUGGCGUCCGUGACAACAGCCACCUCAGAGUGGAUUCAGUUUUUUAAGGAUGCAGGGAUCCCAGCUGGCCUCGCCGUUACCUAUGCAGUCUCCUUUGUGGACAACAGAAUCCAGAAGAACAUGCUGAUGGACCUCAGUAAAGACAUCAUGAUGGACCUCGGUAUUACAGUGAUUGGUGAUAUCAUUGCCAUUCUUAAACAUGCCAAGCAGGUGUACAGGCAGGACAUGUGCAAAAUGGCCACGGAAGCCAUCUCCUCAGGACAGACAAGCGUUCAAGCUGAGCUCAGAAGAACUGCCAAUACUCCUGCCACUCGUAUGAUCGCCAACGCUCUGAGCCAUGACUCCCCACCAGCCACUCCAGCCCGUCGACCUGACAACCGCCUCUCCGUCACAGUGUCCAACAUGCAAGCAAACAAGAAUAGCAAAGCAGUAAGUCAGCCAGCCGACGAGGGGAAUGGUUUGCCAGCAGUGAAGCGCCGGCGAGUGACAGCUGAGAUGGAAGGCAAGUACAUCAUCAACAUGCCCAAGGGCACCACGCCUCGUACACGCCGCAUCCUGGCCCAGCAGGCCAAGAAAGGUUUGAAACGCACUUCUGUAUUUGCAAGACUUGGGGCUGAAUCAAAGGCAGACACAACAACAAGCAAUAACAAGCCCACUGGUGUGUUCAGUCGUCUUGACCGAGGGGAUGAAGUGGAAGACAGGUCAAGGGCAGGAAAGAUGGCUGGAAACAUGGAUGUAGACGACCAGGAUGAUAGUGACGGAGAGGGCUCCGUCCUCCAGUACGCUGGCGUCCUCAAGAAACCUCCUCCCUCCCAGAAGAAAGAGCCAGCCGCAAAACCUGCUCCGACCACCCUGCGGCGCCUGGGAGGAAAGUUCAAACUACCUCCCUCUGACACUCCCAGCCCCUCGUCUUCUUCCCCUAAUGGCCUCCCUCCUGCCAAAAUCAGUGUGCUUCAGAGACUGGGCAAGCUUCCUGCCACACACUCAAACGCAGCUGUGUCGCCUUCACCCGCUGACACACAGGACAACAGAGUGACCAGCACCAGGCCCAGAGCCCAGGAGAGGCCGACCAUAGCAAGCCCCAAGGUCACCAGCAGCACCGGGGCCACAGGAGGGGGAGGAGCAGGAGAGUCCUUGGGGGCCCGGAUGGACUUUAAGGCUGUUAGUGUUUUUAAGAGACUGGGCAAUAAGAGAACCUAACAAAAACAUAAUUAUUCAGACUCUUUCUAAACUUCCUUUAUAGAAUUUGUAUCACCACCUUUUUGCAUUUAUCCUGGCCACAUGCAGGACUGCAGAUUGUUAUUAACUGUGUUUUUUGUUCAGCCUGAGUGUGUGGACGAUUUUAAUGCUUUAGGGUUACUCUUAGAUUAAAAAAAAAAAAAUAGAUAAUUUUUUUUUUUUUUUUUUUUACAUUUUAGUUAUGCUGCCAUUGGAAAAUUACCUUUGUUUACUCUCAAAGCUUUUAAUUUAAGGACUCCAAGUUCUCUGUAUAUUAUGUUGUAUUCAGAAAACUAUUUAUCAUGUCUCAAUCAUAUCUGCCAUUUAUCGUCUUUUAGAAACGUAUAUUUAACUACAUUUGUGAGCUUAAGGCAUGAGCAUGACGUCAACCACGCUGCUAUGAUGGUGGUUUUUAUUUUACCCCGUGACUCCACAUAUAAAGAUGCUGCUGCCUAAACUUCCCUGUUUUGAGAUUCCUCUUCAAAGAAUACACUUGAGUAAUUGAAAAAUGUGUUGAUAUUUGCCUGAAAGUUAAAUAUUUCUGAAAAAAUUUUUUAAGGGACAGACGGGGAAAGUUUUCUUCCACAAAUUAAAAACACAGGAUGGCAGUCAGACAUUAGACUAGCUAUGAGGUGAUGGUGAAAUCUUUCUAUUCUUGUUCACCUCAGAAUUACCUCCUACAUCAUGUUUUGAAAGUAGAAAAACGUGUAAAAGUGAUGAAAGGCUUCUGAACUUUUUACCGAAGACUUGUGAGCAGAAAAGGAAAUCCAAAUGGUCACACAGAACAACCUCUCUGAACACUUGAAUCGAGAUAAAGCACCACACCUCCUCCUCCUCCUCUUCUUCUUCUCUGCUUUGGGGAGUAGAAGUUCACACCUCUGAGCUAAAGACACCCAAGUCAAGUUUUCUACCAUAGUAAUGAACUCUUUCUAAAACCACCUACUUGAAGGCCGGAUCAGUAGAGUAUUGUUUAUUUUGAAAUGCAAUGUAUAGAUUUGUUAGAGUUGAUUUCACACAGCACAGAACCUGUUCUGCUGCAUAUUUUUCUAUGUGGACGUUCUUGUAUCAUGUAUCCAUGUAAAGAAACUCAGAGAUGCCAUCAGGGGGCCACUGUACUGUAGUUCCAGUAGGUAGUUCACCCAACCCAGUAUGGGUCAUUCACACCUGUGUACUGUUUUGGUCUUUCAGACUUACACCAGAACUUUGUAACACUGUAAAUAUUUUUAAAAUGUUUAAAAUCACCUUAAAGUAUUUUUAUUGUUUUAAGAAAAAAAGUUGAACAAAGUUGAAUAAACGGUCAUGAUUUUUUUUUUAAAGAUAUUGAGCAGAAACAAAGUUCUGAAUUUGAAGAAAAUGUGUUUGGAAAAUAAUUAAAAGAGGAAAAGGGUCCAAA
This is a messenger RNA of Seriola aureovittata, 2618 nucleotides long. RefSeq names its product chromosome 4 C19orf47 homolog (gene c4h19orf47). The record is from RefSeq and is a predicted model, not a curated record. The coding region runs from base 8 to 1207 and encodes 399 amino acids. Lineage: Eukaryota; Metazoa; Chordata; Actinopteri; Carangiformes; Carangidae. Gene Ontology annotation, cellular component: nucleus. The transcript is spliced from 8 exons.